Molecule: messenger RNA, 428 nt
Organism: Monomorium pharaonis (pharaoh ant)
Lineage: Eukaryota; Metazoa; Arthropoda; Insecta; Hymenoptera; Formicidae
Gene: ox
Product: cytochrome b-c1 complex subunit 9
Exons: 2
Coding region: 155-334 (59 amino acids)
Biological process (GO): mitochondrial electron transport, ubiquinol to cytochrome c
Source: RefSeq, a predicted model, not a curated record
CAACUUCAGAGAGAGGGAAGUACUGUAUGCUGUGGUCGCAAAAAAAAUCACUCGGAGUUCGGAGUACAUUGGUUUUCUACUCCGAUUAGUCGGACUGGCUUGUGAUUGUUUUCAAGCGAGGACAUCGCAAAGAGCAUAAAUUAAAACAUACAAAAUGGCAUUCGGUGGCACGCUGUAUAAUCUCGUUCUCAAACGCACGUCCACGUUCACGAUCGCCGUUUUAGCUUCCGCCUUCGUAUUCGAAAGGGCAUUCGAUGUGGCCGCCGACGAGAUUUUUGACACUAUUAACAAAGGGAAACUAUGGAAGGACAUCAAGCACAAGUACGAAAAUUGAAUGGAAUUUUUUAGGAACAAUAUGUUAGAUCUAUAUUAUUUAUAGAUAUAUAUUCUAUUUCCGGAUAUGUAAAUAAAUAACAAAUUAUGUGAAC